AUGGCCGACGGUGAAAACUGGUGGGGAGGUUGGUUUCAGCAGAGCUUCCAGGCUGUCAAAGAGAAGUCCUCCGAAGCCUUUGAGUUCAUAAAACGAGACCUGACAGAGUUCAGCACUGUGGUGCAGCAUGACACUGCCUGCUCACUCGUGGCAACAGCCACAGCUGUUAAAAACAAACUUGCUGUGGAAGGGUCGUCUGAAACCACAGAAAAAGUCAAGAAAAGUCUUUCCAGUUUCCUUGUAGCUACGGCAGCAGGAACUACAGAGGUCUAUGACAGCUCAAAGGCCCGUCUCUACAGUCUGCAGGCUGACCCCGCUACAUAUUGCAAUGAACCUGAUGGUACCACAGAGCAAUUUGACAACUGGUUGUGCAGUUUCAGUUUGGAGGAGAAGAAAGGAGAAAUCUCUGAACUUUUGGUCAACAGUCCAUCUAUACGAGCUCUUUACACCAAAAUGGUUCCUGCUGCUGUGUCGCAUUCAGAAUUCUGGCAAAGAUAUUUCUACAAAGUCUUCCAGCUGGACCAGGAGGAGGCACGAAGAGUGGCUUUGAAACAGAGAGCAGAGCAAAGCACGCAUACAGAGACCCUGGGAUGGGAAGAAGAGGAAGAGGAUGAUUUCCUCUGUGCCACUCCAACUUCAUAUCGACCAGCCCUAACGCCAACACUGGACCAGAGACCAUCAACACUGACAGAACCUUCUCUCUUAACUCCCGUCCUAUCUCCAAGUGAAGAACGCCUCUCAGUGAGCAGCGACAGUGUCAGUCUACCAACGCAGAUCGAUGUACAGCCAGAGCUACUUGUUACCGAGCGAGGCAAGAAAAUGACUGAGGUCUCUUUGGAAGACAUUACAAACACUGAUGACAAGCCAGAGAGAGCGUCGUUUCAACCAGAGGCUAAUCAUGAAGCAGUGUCAGGAGCCACAGUGAAACCAGAGGCUGUUAAAGAAGAUGGACCCCAGGAUAUAAGAGUGUUUGAGCUCAAUUCUGACAGUGGAAAAUCGACACCGUCCAAUAAUGGAAAAAAGGGGUCGAGCACAGAUGUUAGCGAAGAUUGGGAGAAGGACUUUGACCUGGAUAUGACAGAGGAGGAGGUUCAGAUGGCGCUUUCCAAAAUCGAUGCAUCGGGAGAGCAACUGGAUGAAGACUGGGAAAACUGGGAUUGA
Molecule: messenger RNA, 1161 nt
Organism: Knipowitschia caucasica
Lineage: Eukaryota; Metazoa; Chordata; Actinopteri; Gobiiformes; Gobiidae
Source: the annotation of a GenBank genome assembly